Molecule: messenger RNA, 1394 nt
Organism: Cydia strobilella
Lineage: Eukaryota; Metazoa; Arthropoda; Insecta; Lepidoptera; Tortricidae
Product: transcription factor Adf-1-like
Exons: 4
Coding region: 231-851 (206 amino acids)
Biological process (GO): regulation of transcription by RNA polymerase II
Cellular component (GO): transcription regulator complex; nucleus
Molecular function (GO): DNA binding
Source: RefSeq, a predicted model, not a curated record
GCGUCGCCGCGCCGCGCCGCUCGAUACGCGCGGCGCGCGCGUACCGCGCGCCGCCCCUCGCCCCAUUGCCACAAUAUCAGCCCUCCAAACAACACCAUGACGCUUCCCGGUGAAAAUAACCAAUAAUUCGAACAAUAAUAACCUACUAUUUGUACAAUAAAGUUCAUUCCCUUCAAGUGUCUCUAUUCGAGUCAAGAAGAUAGCCGUAGGACUUAGCCAGCACAUGAAAGAUGAAUGAACUGGAUUUGAUCAAGGAGGUCGAGAAACGGCCGAUUUUGUACGACAAAUCGGUCAGUGGCUUCAAUAAAACAAAACUCAGGGAUGAUGCCUGGAAAGAAGUCCAAGAGGCACUCAAUGUGUCAGCUGAAGCAGAGUGUAAGAAGCGCUGGCGAUCCCUCCGCGACUCUUUCAUCAAACUGCAGAGGACUCACGGAGGCAGGACUCGGUGGCCGUACCAUCAGGCCAUGAGGUUCCUUCUGCCGCACUUGGACCCCGCCCACAACAGUUCAUCCAGAAAAGAGGAAGACUCAGACACGGAAGAAGAGCGCCGCCCUCAACAGUCUCUCCCCGACCUCUCCUUCCAAGACAAGUUCGAGUAUGACGACGAACAACCAGCACCUAAGAAGGCCCGCCUCAACUCCUCGGAGGAAGAACCACAGAGAACUGACCCAGACGAACUAUUCCUCUUCAGCUGCGCGCCGAUCUUGAAGAGAUUAAACUCAAAACAAAACGCGGCAGCGCGCUUGAAAAUCUUACAAGUUCUGUAUGAGGCCGAGUUCGGAUGUCAAGUGGAAAUGCCAUACGUCACGACAACUGAAAAUGGGUUGGGGAUUAUCGAUGGUGUUGAAUAAUUUAUAGUUAUAAACUUUUAAAAAGUGGACUUAUAUUGACCGGGAUAUGGACCGUGAUUACCUUUUACAAAAGGUAAUAUAAUGUAGGUAGGUCAAUAUAAGUCUAGUGAAAUAUUUUAAAAAGUGCUUAAUCAUAAGAGUUCAGUGAUCUCAAUACAGAAACUUCACAAUAAUGUUUGCAAGGUCAUGUUUAAACUGUUUAAAGUAGGCUCCUUUUGAUACAUAGAUUUUUGUACGUUCACGUUUUGACGACCACUCAGUCACUUACCUACUUGUAAAGUUUGCAGUGGCGGAUUUUCAGGGUUGCCCGCCCUGAGCCCCAGGCGGCCUGGGCCAGGCCCUGUAGUUCUGUGCCUGUAGUAACUACUAGCUGCCCCUUUUUCAGCACCCAUCAUAAAGACUGCCCCUCCUGUAGCUCGGGUCUACUGCCUUAGAGCAAAGAUAGAUAUAACUCCGUAAUAGAUGGAUACAGUCUAAGGAAAAAACGUGCCUCGAAAAACACGAAAAUUUGAUUCUCGAUCAGAUGGCGCCACUAGCUUUGGC